Messenger RNA from Aspergillus japonicus CBS 114.51, 819 nucleotides. RefSeq lists its product as uncharacterized. Lineage: Eukaryota; Fungi; Ascomycota; Eurotiomycetes; Eurotiales; Aspergillaceae. The record is from RefSeq and is a predicted model, not a curated record. Bases 1 to 408 code for a protein of 135 amino acids. The transcript has 2 exons.
AUGUCCUACAACAAACCCGACAACCCACCCCCCUCCUACCCCUCCCCCGUCCACGACGCCGGACCCUACCACUACCAACAGCAACAGCAACAAGGCUACCCACCCCCGCAAGGCGGCGCCUCCCAGGACUACUACAAUCAAAGCGGCGGCGGCUACCCCCCACAGCAAGGCUACGGCCCCCCUCCGCCAGGUGGUGGCGGCUACUACCCCCCUCCGCAGGGCUAUCCAGGCUCGCCGCCCCCGCAGCAGCAGCAGCAGCAACCGAUGUACUAUCCGCAACAGCCACCGCCGCCGCAGCAGGGGUACUAUGCGGGCGGGGAUCGGGGCGGCGGGUCGUCUGGUGGGGGCAUGUGUGCGGGUAUCAUGGCGGCGUUGGCGUGUUGUUGUUGUUUGGAUAUUUUGUUCUAGGGUGGUGGAUUCUUAAAGUCUGUGGGUUGGUGAUGGAUGGAUAGUGGUGUGGUGUGGGUGAUGAUGGAUGGAUGGAUGGAUGCCUUUAUACCAACUCUUAUUUAUAUGGGGAUGGGUGGGGGUGUUGGGCGCUGCGUUUCUUUUGGCUUGAGUAUUGGAUUGUGCUGGUUUUGGGGUUGGGUCUGCUUUCAGUCUAAACGGUUCUUGGUGUUUGUGUUUUUGCUUUUACUUACUUUUACUGUGGGACUUGUUGUUCUUGCUCUGGGCUGAGAUGGAACGCUAUACCACACCUUACCUUACUCCAUUGACAAUCGCCAUAUCGAUAUUCAAACAUACUAUGGCCUAUGGCAUAAAUGUCAUCAUUAUCAUUAAACCUAACUCACUAAACUCUUCAUAUAAAUGCAGCAUAUC